AUGAAGCCGAACCCCGCAGAGACAUCGCAACUUAAAACACAAAUUGCUGCAGAGUACAUUCGUCAAGGGGAUUUAGAUUUAGCAAAGCGAGCACUUGAUGAAGCUAUAGAUCGUGACUCAAGUAAUGCUCUUGCAAAGAUGAUGAUGGCAGUUACUUACCAAAUUGAUGGCGGGGCUAAAAACCAAAAGCUCGCUGAUGAAUAUUAUCAACGUGCUGUUAGUACCGACCCCAAGGAACCACAGAUCCGGAACAAUUAUGGGCAGUUCCUUUUCACAUUAGGCCGUUAUGAAGAAGCCGCGCAGCAGUUCGAAAUCGCAGGCGAUACUAUUGAAUAUACAAACCGUGGCUUUGCCUAUGCGAACUUAGGUCAGUCUUAUGUAAAGCUUAAUCGAAUGGAUGAUGCCAAAACUGCUUUCCUCCGUGCUUUACGCAUAGACAAGAAAAACCCCUCUGCGACCCUUGGCUUGGCAGGACUAUAUUACAGCCAAGGUGCCUUUGACCAAGCUUUUGAUAUCUACCGCAACUAUAUGGAAAUUGCUGAUGCAAAUACUGUGACUGAGACUGGGUUAAUCGUUGGUAUUCGUAUUCUAAGUAAAACUGGCGAUCACAUUGAAAUGAAGAAUUUGGGUGGGCUACUCCUGCAGAAAUACCCAAACUCUAUAGAAGCAUCGGAAUACCGAGCAAAGUAUAAACGUUGA
Molecule: messenger RNA, 699 nt
Organism: Ostrinia furnacalis (Asian corn borer)
Lineage: Eukaryota; Metazoa; Arthropoda; Insecta; Lepidoptera; Crambidae
Exons: 1
Coding region: 1-699 (232 amino acids)
Molecular function (GO): protein binding
Source: RefSeq, a predicted model, not a curated record